Messenger RNA from Limanda limanda (common dab), 488 nucleotides. Its product is annotated as LITAF domain-containing protein-like. Bases 57 to 452 code for a protein of 131 amino acids. The transcript is spliced from 4 exons. The record is from RefSeq and is a predicted model, not a curated record. Lineage: Eukaryota; Metazoa; Chordata; Actinopteri; Pleuronectiformes; Pleuronectidae. Gene Ontology annotation, molecular function: zinc ion binding.
CUCCAGAAGAGACCUUCUUGUUAGUGAAAAGUCACAGUUAGUCAGGAAAUCUGAGGAUGGAGAAAGGAUACCCACCACAGGUCUCAGCUCCACCAUACCCUGGACCACCCAUGAACUACGGGGGUAUGGUACAUCCGCAAGAAAUGUACCCUCAGCCGGGAUUCUCACCGUGUGCACCUCCACCUGUUGUUUAUCAAGGAGUCACUCAUGUGAUCGUGACACCUGCACUGCAGGACGCCCCAGGACAAAUGCUGUGUCCUAAUUGCCACCAGACUGUGGUCACCACCACGGAGCACCAAGCAGGCCUCCUGACGUGGGCCGUCUGUGGCGUCCUCACCAUCUUUGGAUGUUUUCUAUGCUGCUGCAUCCCGUUCUGCAUUGAUUCCUGCAAAGAUGUGGAGCAUCGCUGUCCAUCCUGCCACAGAGUCAUCUACUUAUACAAGCGAAUGUGAAACUAUCCUGACUGUGAAUAAGAGAAGGAGUCAGAA